Aureobasidium melanogenum CBS 110374 is the source of this 978-nucleotide messenger RNA. Its product is annotated as acyl-CoA thioesterase II. Gene Ontology annotation, molecular function: fatty acyl-CoA hydrolase activity. NCBI's taxonomy places the organism in Eukaryota, Fungi, Ascomycota, Dothideomycetes, Dothideales, Saccotheciaceae. Gene Ontology annotation, cellular component: peroxisomal matrix. The transcript has 2 exons. The record is from RefSeq and is a predicted model, not a curated record. Gene Ontology annotation, biological process: fatty acid catabolic process; acyl-CoA metabolic process. The coding region runs from base 1 to 978 and encodes 325 amino acids.
AUGUCGACUCUCAAAGAGAUUCUUGCGCUCGAGCAAGUGGAGCCCAAUCGCUUCCAGGGCAAAUUCAACCCACCUCGCAUGGGAAAUGUCUUGCCAAUUGCUUUCGGAGGAUAUGCCAUCGGUGUGGCGACUCAAGCUGCUUGCUUUGAUAUUCCAGAAAACUUUAGACUGUACGCGAUCAAUGGCAACUUUUUGGGUCCGGCAUACACAGACCGACCUGUGGUCGUCAAUACAAAAGUAUAUCGCACUACAAAGACCUUUAUCACAAAGCUCGUUGAGAUCCUGCAGAAGCAAGAUGAUGGCAAGGAUAGAGUAUGUCUGGUAGCUUUGGCAGACUUCCAUGUAGUAGAGUCUGAGUCCUUUAUGGUAUACUCCGCACCGCCAAGCAUGAAGUACUCUUCAGUCGAAGAGUCCUGGACGCCAGCAGACCGCAAGAAAACCAUGGUGAAGGAGAAGAUCUUGACGCAAGCCGAAGUGGACACACACGACAAGAUUUUCAGUCUGAUGGGCAACUUGAUCGACAUGCGAUUUACGCCCCAAAGCAUUCACGGACAGACUUUGCAGGGCUUUGCAAAAGGAUACAAGACCACGCAAGAGCAUCUUUCUCUUACCGAACGCUCAUCGUCAGACUGGCUCCGUGUGCGCGAAAAGGUCACCACUCACUCUGAGAACGUCACUGAUCUGGCUUUCCUACUGGACGCAAGCAUCUCCUUCACACCGCUUGUACUGCAAAGCAUGCCAUUGACCGAGUCUGGAGCUUGCUCGACUUUGGAUUUCUCGCUCAGAUUUUUGACGCCGGAGAUUAAUGCCAAUGAUUUCCAUCUGCGUGAAUGGAAGACAUAUGCUGGCGAUGCUGCGAGAACAUUUUCGGAAGCAAGACUUUGGGAUAGCAAGGGCAAGAUGGUUGCGAGCAUGACUCAGACUUGCAUCCUGAGACCUCCUCCUAAGAAGGCGGCGGCGAAGAAGUCGAAGCUCUAG